AUGCAGCUCACCCAUAUCCUCGUUGCUCUCAUGGCCACCGUGCCUUUUGCAUCCGCGCUGACACGCGCGAAAGCUAAUGAGUAUAAAGACAGCCACUGCAAAACAUGGAACUAUGGACACAACAGCUUUUUCCUCGGAGAUACCACCAUGGCUGAUAACACGCACUCCGUAUACCUGACCCGGGGCGAUAACCUUCAAAAUGCCAGAAAGAAUGGACCCUGGCUGGCCUUUGCCUCAAAAGGUGUGAUCUGCGAGGGCGAGCAACUUGGCGAACUGCCGGACGGAUGUGUGAACCUUGACACACACUUCAAGAAGCGCAUUCGCUGCCUGCGCCCCCAGUUCCCGAAAUAA
Aspergillus clavatus NRRL 1 is the source of this 351-nucleotide messenger RNA. RefSeq lists its product as uncharacterized. The record is from RefSeq and is a predicted model, not a curated record. NCBI's taxonomy places the organism in Eukaryota, Fungi, Ascomycota, Eurotiomycetes, Eurotiales, Aspergillaceae. The transcript is spliced from 2 exons. The coding region runs from base 1 to 351 and encodes 116 amino acids.